AUAAGAAAAAAUAUAAUAUUAAAUUAAUAUCUAUUAAAAAAAAUUAAAUCUAAAACUUAACCUGCAAACCAAAUUACAUUCCACCUAUCUUUCACUUAAAAAAAGCGUUACUGUUACUGCGACCAUGGCCACGGCCACACUUGGGAAUGCAUACACAGCCCUUGUUUCGCUGUUGUGUUCGAAGCUGGCUUCUAGUUGUUGGGAGGGACGCUGGGAGUCAGGGUACUGGGAAAAGGAGAAUGGAGGAAGCAAAAGGAGUCGUGAAGCACGUACUGCUAGCCAAGUUUAAAGAAGGAACCACACCUGAGAAGAUCGAAGAACUCACCAAGGGCUAUGCCGAUCUUGUCAAUAGGAUCGAGCCCAUGAAAGCUUUCGAGUGGGGCAAGGAUGUGAGCCUUGAGAACUUGCACCAAGGUUUCACUCAUGUCUUUGUAUCUACUUUUGAGAGCACAGAAGGAGUUGCAGAGUAUGUAGCUCAUCCUGCCCAUGUUGAAUUUGCAACUUCUUUCUUGGCCCACACAGAGAAGGUUGUUGUAGUUGACUACAAACCCACUACUAUUCGUUUCUGAUUUAUAAUGUGGAAAGCAAGAGCUGAAUUCCUCAGUAUUUCUGUUGUAAUAAAUAAUAUACUGUUGAACUUAUUUGAAAGUUGAUGUAUUCUAUGAUGAUAAUGGUGAAAGCAACUGGAUUUGCUUUGGGUGUUUUCUAAACUGGAAUCUCUUCCUAUGUCUCUCAUUGGUAGUCAAUCUUUUAGUGUUUUU
Messenger RNA from Rubroshorea leprosula, 761 nucleotides. Lineage: Eukaryota; Viridiplantae; Streptophyta; Magnoliopsida; Malvales; Dipterocarpaceae. The record is from the annotation of a GenBank genome assembly.